GCCUACACUUCCCAGGAUCCUUUGAGGCGAGGCAGCAGCUGUGCGCUCCGGCUUGCCCGCAGCAAAGUGAUGAUAACACGCCAAACAAGGUACAAUGAGAGCGCGUUGAGUUUUUUACAUUUCGCCUGCUUUCCUAUGCGAGUGAUGCCCAAAUCUGCGGAGUAGCACGAUGGCUGUCGAAGCUGUUCACUCUAACCUGAGCCAGAAUGGCAUCGACCACCAGCUGUGCCCGGAGGACUUGACGUCCCAGCUGGAGGAAGAGGAGGAGUCAGUGGACGGGGGGGCUGUUCUGCUGGAUGAUGACAGCCCAACCUACCAGGACAUCAGCCCCCCUAUGUACCAGCGCCGGUCACCUCCACAUCGGUCCGUCUCGGAGUCGGAGCUGUCACGGCCAGGAUACGUGAAGCUGUCCAAACCUGUGGCUCUGUGGACCCAACAGGACGUGUGUAAAUGGCUGAAGAAGCACUGUCCCAACCAGCACCAGAUCUACAGCGACUCCUUCAAACAGCACGACAUCACAGGGCGGGCUCUGAUGAGAUUGACAGACCGAAAGCUGGAGCGAAUGGGGAUCAUGCAGGAAGCCCAGAGGCAGCACAUCCUGCAGCAGGUCCUCCAGCUCCGCGUCCGGGAGGAAGUCAGGACCCUCCAACUCCUCACACAAGCUUCUCUGGAGUGCACUCCAUCUUCACCAUAGCCCGAUGGGGACACCCACCAACCUAGCUGACUUCCACCUAACAUGUGACUCCUAGACUUCUCUGUGAAACAACCAUCUCUCUACGUGUCACACCUUUGCUCUCUGUCCUCAUCCUCUCCGAAGAUUGAGCUGGAAAAAAAAAAAAACUCCUGCCUACUUCCCAGCCACUCCUGAGAAGCUCCCACAAGUUCUGACUUGCUGUUUCCUCGCAGUCCAAACAAUUCCUCACUGCUUCCUGGAAUAGGACCAAUAGUUUCCAUUACAGACGUCCCAUCUCUGCUCAUUUCUGACCUUUGCAGCCAAACCUCUACCAGAACUCUCACGCUAUGACUCCUACACUCCUCCCAGACAUCUCUACACUCCUCCUCCCUGUAGAGCCAAUAACUAAGAGCCAAGCCCCUCUUAAUGAUCCUCAACCAAGAAGUCGACACUUUCCUGAAAGAACACAGAGAUAAACUCUAUGGCUUUACCUCCUUACGAGACAGGAUGAUUUAUUCUUAAUUUAUACCACAACAAAUCAUCUUUAAUUACAGUGAAGUUGACCUUUUCAAUCUGUGGCUUGUGGACCAAAUCAGGCCGCUUAGCAACAUCUAUCGGUCCCUUUUGAAAAAAAUAUAAAUCACACAAAGAAAUUAAAAAUGUAUGUUCAAAUUUUGCACAGCCCUACAGAGCUAAUGUAAUGUAUUUAUUAGUCAAAUAAUUAAGUACUUAAGAUCAUACUUUACUUUUUGGCUAAUUGCCCAAUCUAAUGAUUUUAGUGGUUCUUAUCAAAGACAUGCAUUUUUGCUAUCAAGCAGAACUUAACUAUAAAAAAAAAACAUCUUGUCAGUUAAACAAAAAUCCAAAACUGUAAUUGCAUCGGCCUACAGUAAAUAGUAUCACAUAUAACCCACCUCCACAUCCAAACACAGUCUCUUGGUCCAUUCGUGGCAUGUAAGGUCCUCAUUGUAGCAUUAUAACCUGUGUUUUUUUUCCCCAUGGUGCACUGCUGAGCUUCCCUUCUAGAGACUUCAAGCAGUGGCUACAGAAAUAAUAUCCAUAAGAACAAUAUAAACAUCUACUUCCCUGUUCCCACAAUGCAAAGUAGUUGCAUAUUUUACAAAACCAGUCGUGUGUUUUUGUGCUCUCUCUCUCAUCCUGUAAACAGUAUUCGCCUGGUGAAGUAUCCAUACCUCCUCUCACUUCUUCAUAUUGUGGAUAUCUCUCUCUUAGGAGGUAGACAGUAAACCUGAAUGAACUUCACUGUGAAAACAACUAACAGUUAGUGUGGAAAUAAACAUUCAACCUGGCGUCACAUUAGGUAUGGUUAAGUUGGCUCCCGGCGAAAUGAACGCCGCCGCUGUGAAAAGCAAUCUGAGAGAGAUGAAGCAGAACCUGAGGAGAAGGAAAAAAACAAAAAGACGGGAUGAACUGCAUAAGGAAAUUCCCUUGGUGUCUCUAAACCGCCAUGCCAGUAGGUAAACUGAAACAAAAGACAAAGGGAGUGGCAAGGAGAAAAAAAGAGAAGGAGCAGGAAAAGCAACAAGGGCUCUGAGAUGCUUUCGACUUGAAACUCUUUACAGCUAAUGAGGGGAAAGAAGAUGAAGAAAAGACAUCACAUAUAACAAAAGAAGAGCCUUUUUUCAUUUCCCUGUCCUCGCCGUCUCUUUAUUGCUUCGUCUGCUCUCCAUCUCACUGCUUUGAGACUAUUUUUAGAUGAGAAAUAUUGAAAGUAGUGUAGGAAGGAGAUGAGCAAAACAGCUUGUGAUGAAAAUGUUGUCUGUCGGUGUAUUAGGGAGAAACACUGUAAUCUAUUUAUCUCUGUUAAUGUGAAUAAUGGCCAUUCACUGUUGAUAUUUUCUGUAUUUUAACUGCACUUAAAAGCACAUGUGUCAGUCAGGAAACAAAACAUCUGUUCCUCAUCUAUGCCACUUUGUCUAUAAGUGUAAAUACAUGAUAGUCGCCAGGAUAAUGACCCUCUUAUCAUUAUCAGAAGCUGGUUUUAAUGUAUCAGAGUGAUAUUCAUCAAAAGCUCAGAUGUAGCAUGAGCUGUUGUCAUGGUAACAACAUCUUUCCUCUUUGGACGGGUGCUGUCAAUCAAAGGGGCGUAAAAUAGCUGGAGCAUUUUGGGGGAAAACGGGGUCAAUGUUGACCCCCUGACAGCCAUUGAUUUUUAAUGGGAUUCCAUUUGUACACGGGGUCCCUGUGUGUCCAGCCAUGCAUUGUUUGGAUAGCGGCUGUAGCCUGUAAUGCAGCAAGGACCAACGUGCAGAUUGAAUAGUAUUGAUCAGGACAUACAGUCAGUCCACCAGGAUUACUAAAGGCCUCCAGGAGUGUGUGUGUGUGUGUGUGUGUGUGUGUGUGUGUGUGUGUGUGUGUGUGUGUGUGUGUGUGUGUGUGUGUGUGUGUGUGUGUGUGUGUGUGUGUGUGUGUGUGUGUGUGUGUGUGCUGACAGUCACAUAGGAAUGGAGUUGUUCGGGCUAAAACACAAGUGGCUAUUUCACGGUCGGGUGGAGAUGCUGUGUCCAUGUCUGUCAAGGCCACAGGAGGAAGAAGAGGGGGGGGAUGAAGCUUCCGUUAAGUUGGGAAUUUCUCCAUUCUUCCGUUUCAAAUUGGAAACUGUCAAUAUGUAAACUGGGAGGAAUGGUUUUCAGUGGUUGGGGACUGGUGAGUUAGAGAUCUGGAAUCAGUCAUGCAAACAUCUCAUAGCUGGAGAACCUAAAAGUAGAACAUCGCUCUUUUUGUCAAUAUAAUGAAUUAAUAUGGAUAAAAAGAAUACAUUUUUUACUGGUAUGGAUCAACCUCUCUCUGCUUAAAAAUAAAGAUUUAAAUGGCUUGAUCCAUCAUUGAAAAACGCCCUCAUGACUGAAAAUGGCUGAGGUAUAUCUCAGCACAUCUUUGUCUGUCAUUCAUUAUGUACAGAUCAUAAAUACACCACUAGUCCCCACCUCUAAAUCGCCACCAAACCCAGAGGGCUCACCUGCAGCUUGAGUCAACUUACCAGAAUUGAAAUGUAUUUUUUUGUAUUGCUCUAUUUAGUGAAUCAUAUAAUGGGAUUGACAAUGUGAUGAAUACAUUGAUAUCGUGUUGCUAACUAAGAAAGAACUUGUUCCUGAUUACCAGCACCAACAUGUUAAAGUGAAAGUAAACCUUAAACUGUAAAAUUAUAAUAUGUAGCUACACCUGGCUCCUCUAACACCCUUUGUUUUACAGAAUUACCACUCAGCAAGUUGGUCCUUUGUAUGUCAUAUGAAACAUGCUGUCCAAAUUGUUGUCUUAAGGCUAUCUGCUUAUGUCAGCCCUGACAAAAGGCUUAAAAAGGCUUAAUCUUGUAGCAUAAUGAAUAACACCACAUAGACAUACCAAAAUAACUGAUUAUUUCUAACUAAUUUAACCUCAUAUUGACAUUACAAAGGACAUCUGACAUAUUUGGAAGUGGUUUUGUCUUUAACGGUUAGGAAAUUGGUUCCACUUUCAUAUCCAUAAAGCAAGAUGCUAGCUCAGUUUAGCUAAGUUUCAAAAGUGACAAAAACCUGCACCUUAAGAACUCUCUAAUGAUUUAAACCUUUUAUUCUACUUUUUUUUAUUGUGUUUGUUUGUUUCUGUUGGUCAAAUAUGUCUGACUAAAUCUUAACAAAAGAAAAAAAAUGUAGCUUGAAAAAUGCUGAGUCACUUUAUUUUCAGAAGUAAGAUGCUAACAUGAGUUAACAAAAAGUUUUGUACAGCAGUCAGUUUGCUUAGCCAAGCUUAACGCCAAGCUAUCUCCUAAGUUGAGAAAAUCUUCCUACCUGUUAAUUAGAAGCGGUUUAUUCCAUCCUGAAGUUGGGUGACAAAUUACUUUAUCAAAUAUAUUAAGCUAAUUGGAGCAAGAUGGCUGGACAAUGACUUUUCUAAUAUGCUAGGCUAAGUUAAAAAGCUGCUUAAUGUGGCUUUAGAUUUAGAAGAUAGGGAUGCAACGAUCCUACUUUUUAGGUCCUGAUACCGAUAUCGAUACCGAUACCUGGACUUUGGUAUCUGAUACUAGCCGAUCCAAUCCUGGCGGUCAGAAAUAUAACUUUGGCACCCCGCCCCAGUAUCAUUUGUGUGCGGGAAACACAUUAAAAUUAGAAUCAUGACACAAAAUAAUGCAAAUAAACAUGUUCAGGUAGGCUUGUGGUUCAAGCAGAGCAGUGUCAGAAACAUUUUUUACGUGAUGGUGAACUAUACCUGGGUUCCAAGUGCUAAAGCAGAGGGUGGAAUCCCUUUAUUUCAAGGAUCCAGAACAAUUAAAUCCAAUAACCUGUCAGUGUUUUCACACUUUGAAUCCAUUAAUAGAAGGUUUCUUGCUUCUUUGCAGUAGGCUACAGCUGACAUAAACUUCUACCUUUGGGCUUCCAUUAUAUUUUUCAGCGCGACUGCCAUCCGUCGAAACAUAACCGCUGCACAUGUUGCAAGUUUCCUGCAGAAUUGUUAGGAAAAGAAGCAUGCACCUAAACUGUAGAGCAUCUGUAGUUAUCCUCCAUCAUGCUCCACCGGGCAAGAAUACACAGACCAUCUGGCGCUGAUGACGUAGGAGACGCAAAUGGCUGUUGUAAACACAGAAAAGCAUAGAACUGAGACGAAUAGAUCGCCGUAUGGAUCAACACUAUGCAUCCUCACUGGUAUCCAAUCUAGCUUUUUGAGUCCGAUCUGGCCGAUAUCCGAUACCAGGAUCGUAUCGGUGCAUCCCUAUUAUAAGACAAACAAAACAGAGAUAAAGAUUGUCUUAUGUAACUCUUGGCAAUGAAAAAUAAGCUUAUUCUCCCAAAAAUGUUAAAGUACUUAGAAAUGUAAAGUGAGAGCUGCUGGCUGUGAUCAGACACAUUGACAUUUGUUAAGAGGAAGCUGGCAAAACCAAUGUCCAUUCAUCCCCUGAUCUAAUCUGCUGGGGAAACACACCAGGCUGACUGCUUGUGAUCUUCCUGUAUAAGAACCACUUGCAUUGAGUUUCAUCAUGUUUUGGAUAUUGGCCCUGUAAAGAAAGAAAGCACUGUGUCUGUUUUCCACCCUCAACGGAUUAUUGAAAGCUUUUGUAUCAGAGUGAAGUCUUUUCCUCUCUUUGAAAUUAAUUUUCAGAACUUUCAUGCCAACUGUCUCAACUUUAAAAUAAGACCUAAACUUACUUACAGCCUCUCCACUUCACAACAAAUGUAGCAGUGUGUUUUAGUGAUACGUAUGCCAGGUUGUAGCACUAUAAUAACCCUGGAUGUAGGCAGUAAAAUACUGGUUCUUUAUUGCUACUCUCCAGAGUGUUUGAAGGGAGGAAUAUAUUUUCCUCUAGAGGCAUGAGGGAAAGUUUCCACUGUGUUUUGGCUCUGAUAUCCAGGUACAACCAGCUUUAGAUCUGGCAAAUGUGCCAAAAUGUCCGAGGACUUGCCUGAACUGGCUCAGCUUGUAGUCUCUCGGCACCUGAGAGAGGUUUGGCACGUACUCACAGACGCUGAUCAACGGUGCACUGUUACACAAGAGAACGCCAGACUAAACCUCACAUGAUAUUGCACAAGAACUUUCACACAUGCUGGCACACACCUAAAAUGCACACAAACUCAGACUUUGUGUGUAAAUACACAUCAACAAGCACAGGAAGCAUCAUUCUCAACAGAUAAGCAGUACACAGUCACACCGGCUGGCACGCUUUACGACAGUUGUGCAUAAACGAUUGCCGAAGUAAACAUUGAGGCGACACUUCAGUCACAAUCCAAACAUUUGACACAUAGAAAAAGUUUCUCUGCCGUGUUGACAGCAUGUUUUGACGGGUGUUUUUGUAACCAACAGGCAUGAUCAAGUCUCUAUCCCCAAGCUAUCUACUUAUAAGGUGCCUAAUGAUGGAUAUUAAUGAUGAUAUUGAUACCAUGAUGAGUAUAUAUAAUAAACAGAUUAAACUUCA
Notolabrus celidotus (New Zealand spotty) is the source of this 6578-nucleotide messenger RNA. RefSeq names its product sterile alpha motif domain containing 12 (gene samd12). The transcript has 5 exons. The coding region runs from base 170 to 694 and encodes 174 amino acids. Gene Ontology annotation, cellular component: cytoplasmic side of plasma membrane. Gene Ontology annotation, biological process: cell surface receptor protein tyrosine kinase signaling pathway. The record is from RefSeq and is a predicted model, not a curated record. Gene Ontology annotation, molecular function: protein binding. NCBI's taxonomy places the organism in Eukaryota, Metazoa, Chordata, Actinopteri, Labriformes, Labridae.